AUGUCGACGCCGGCAGCCCGUGCUCUCCGCGUCGCCCUCCGCGGCGAGAGCAUCCUCACAAGUCCGCGCUUCAACAAGGGCACCGCGUUCACCACCCGUGAGCGCACGGCGUUUGGCCUGACAGGCCGCGAGCCCUGGCGCAUCAACACGCUCGAGGAACAGUGUCAACGCGCAUACGACCAGCUCAGCACUAGAGACACCCCCAUCCGCAAGAACACGUUCCUCCAGAGUCUCAAGGACCAGAACUGGGUUCUGUACUACGGACUCAUUGGCAGGCACCUGAAGGAGCUUAUUCCGAUCAUAUACACCCCGACGCAGGCCGAUGCAAUCGCAAACUACUCGCACCUUUUCCGGAGAAGUGAGGGCAUGUUUCUGACGUUCCCUAACCAAGACACCAUGGAGGAAGACUUCCUCGAGCAGACGAAGGGGCGCGACUUACAACUCUUCGUUUGUUCGGAUGCGGAAGCUAUCCUGGGUAUUGGUGAUCAGGGUGUUGGAAUUACCACCGCGAAGUCGGCGAUCUACACGCUUCUAGCUGGAAUCGACCCUGCAAAGGCACUCAGCGUCACACUUGAUGUCGGCACAGACAACGAGGGGUUGCUGAAAGACGAUCUCUACGUUGGCUGGCCUAACAACCGCGUGCGCGGAAAAGCAUACGACGACUUUAUUGACAAGUUCGUGCAGCUCAUCCGCAAAUACCAUCCACACAGUCUCCUCCACUUUGAAGACUUUGGUGUGAACAACGCGAAGCGUCUCCUGGACUUGUACCGCGACAAGCAUUCCGUAUUCAACGAUGACAUUCAGGGUACUGGCGCUGUCACGCUCGCCGCCCUGAUGGCCGCCAUCGGCGUGACCAAGUCCAAGCUCUCUGAGCAGCGCAUCCUCGUCUACGGUGCCGGCACCGCGGGGCUCGGGAUCACCCGCCAGCUGCGCGACGCGAUGGUGCAACUCGACGGGCUCUCCGAGGCUGACGCGAACAAACAGUUCUUCCUCCUCGACCGGUACGGCCUCGUCAAAGAGUCGCUCGGGCCCAAGGUCCGCGGUGACCUCCGCGAGUACGUGCGCCCCGACGCGGAGUGGGAGGGCGUGCCCACGAACGACAAGGGCGAGGUCGAGCUCCUCAACGUCGUCCGGCACGUGAAGCCGACGGUCAUCGUCGGGUGCUCGACGCGCGGAGGGGCGUUCACGGAGGACGUCAUCAGGGAGAUGGCGAAGGGCACGGACCGCCCGAUCAUCUUCCCGCUGUCGAACCCGAGUCGUCUGGCGGAGGUCGACCCGACGGACGCGAAUGUGUGGACGGACGGUAAGGCAUUGAUGGCGAGUGGCAGCCCGUUCCCGCCCUGCCACAACCCGCGGGGCGGCAAGGACUACAUCGUCGCAGAGUGUAACAAUGCCCUCAUCUACCCCGGCCUCGGAUACGGCGCGAUGAUCACCCAGGCCCGCUCGCUCAGCGACUCCAUGAUCAUCGCCGGCGCAAGGCGGCUCGCCUCGCUCUCGCCCGCCCUCUCCGACCCUGACAACGCGCUCCUGCCGGACUUCACGGACGCGCGCGAGGUGAACACCCAGGUUGCGGUCGCAGUCGCGGAGCAGGCAAUCGAGGAGGGCCUCGCGGACGUCCCGUGGAAGAAGAACGAGGUGCACGAGCGGAUCGUCUCGGGCAUGUGGCAACCGGUAUAUGCGGACUUCGAGUACGACCUGAAUGGGCUGAAAGCAUGA
Molecule: messenger RNA, 1716 nt
Organism: Fomitopsis serialis
Lineage: Eukaryota; Fungi; Basidiomycota; Agaricomycetes; Polyporales; Fomitopsidaceae
Exons: 8
Coding region: 1-1716 (571 amino acids)
Biological process (GO): malate metabolic process; pyruvate metabolic process
Cellular component (GO): mitochondrion
Molecular function (GO): NAD binding; malate dehydrogenase (decarboxylating) (NAD+) activity
Source: RefSeq, a predicted model, not a curated record